Messenger RNA from Lethenteron reissneri (Far Eastern brook lamprey), 2312 nucleotides. RefSeq names its product mitochondrial ribosomal protein L50 (gene MRPL50). Gene Ontology annotation, cellular component: mitochondrial large ribosomal subunit; mitochondrion. NCBI's taxonomy places the organism in Eukaryota, Metazoa, Chordata, Hyperoartia, Petromyzontiformes, Petromyzontidae. The record is from RefSeq and is a predicted model, not a curated record.
AUGUCCGCGGCGGGCUUCAAAGCGGUGACGGCGGCGGCGGCGACUUCCGGCGCAUCAUCAUCAACACCGGAAGUCGCCGCAUCGGCCUCGGGGCAUUCAGCGGCAAUGGCGGCCCCCAUGGUGGCGGCGCUGCGUGGCGCGUCCUUGCUCGGCAGACGCCUCCCGUGCCCCCCGUGGUCUCCCGCAGCAGCCGCCUACGCCACAGAGACGCGAGGCACCUUCUGGAGCAGGAUGAACUUCCUGAGGAGGGACAAGGCGGCGGCGGCGGUGCCAGCGCAGGAGGAGCAGGAGGAGCAGGAGCAGCGGCAGGCGAUGGUGUUCAUGCCUAGGCCCGAGCCGCGGAGCCGGCGCUACGACCCGCCCGCUGACCUGGAGCAACGCGUGCGGCGAGCAGUGGGCGAGGUGUACGGCGAGGGCGACACGGGCACGGGAGCUCGAGAUUGGCGCCACGUUGCCGUGGGCGCCGACGCGAAAAAGUUCGAGCUGCUGGCGCGGUUGGCGGCCGAUCUGGGCGGCCACCGGGUGCCCAACUCGCGGCUGCACGAGGUGUCCCACGCGGGCGACGUCCUCGCCUUCUACGGGGAGGCCGUGAGGGACGCCAGCCGCUUCGAGGACCUCGCCUCGAUGCCACUGCCGCCAAAUCUGAAGAUCCGAUGGGAAGAGACCCGAGCAGAAUGAAGGAGGAGGAGGCGAGAUGGUUGCCAUCACCACCCCCCCACACAACUGAACUUCUCCUUCAGGGUUUGCCUGUUUUAGCGACCCCACCAAUUAUUCACUUGUUUCUAAUGUAAAUGGUACGCUCGGCGCAAUCCCGAUGAUUGCAAAAAUUUGGGUAUUCAAAUUACGAUAUUGUGUGGAGGCUGUUUCCCUGUCUGAUGGAGGUAGCGGCGAUUCGAUAUUAAGAUGACAUCGUGUCUAUGCGUAUUAUUCGUGAACCACGCUUGCCGCCUUAAUUUGUAUUUAAACUGAAGUUUGUACAUUAUGAAAAUACGCACCUUGGUGGGUCGCAAAAACAGAUGAGUUUGGGAAACACUGCAAACAUUUAAAUGAAGAUUCUGAUAUCAUGACCAAUGCUUCUGAUGCCACAACAUCUUACCUGCCAAGUCACAGCUUUUACGCUGAACUUUUGACCUCCAAGGUCCGUGCAUGGAGUCAAACAUAUUGUGGUCUCGGUAUAUAGGGGGAGCAAUGGACACGCGACCUUAGUCUAAUUCCACCUUCAUCGUCUGGUUGUUGGUCUAUUGAAACUGGAUAUUUCACUAUUAAAGUAUCCAAUUAUAUGGUUUGUUGUUACACUGUUAACUCGAGUCCCUCUUACACAUGCCAACAUGGUUGCAUAUUUCCCUUUGGUCCCAAGCCACUCCCAACGCAUUUGGUAACAUUAAACUGGCUCGUGGAAUACGUGGUCGGGAUGGCUGGACUUGGUCAGUCGUGUGGGCUGUUACCACGUACAGUAUAGCUAUUGUGUUGAGUGUGGAUUCAUUUAUUAUACUGUAUACAUUAGAGGCCAAUGUUGGGUUAAUUGGCUGUACAUUAGAGGUGGGCAACCCAAGGCCCAUGACUUAAUUUGACGUUACCCGCAGCUACAUUAGUCCCCCACCACUUAGAAAUGUCCCCCACGCGAUAUUUAUCUGUCACUGCUAGGACCUUAGCCAUACUAAUCAGGUAUUAAAAGGGAAUUGUUUCAACCUGGUAACACUUCGUUUUCAGUGCGAUCGGUCACUUGGUGCACCUCUUGCAAUGACGUGUGCAAUGUUCGCAGUGUGCGCUCGGGAAGGAAAACGUUUCACACUCCUGGUGUGCACCCAUUCCUCCAUGCAAAAGUGGCCGGUUCACACAUUUACUAAUUCAAUUGGGAUUAUGCUUAAUUUUAACAGUGAGAAACUCUGGAAAGAGUUUUGGUUAAUAAAUAACAAUUGGGCUUGCAAAUAUAUAAUUUAUUGCUCCCGAUAAUGCUCUGCCAUACCACAUAUACUAACAUUUUAAGUCGACGUUAAGUAAUUUUACGGGUCUCAAUAGUAAAAAUUGAAACUUGCACCUUGCUGGGCUGGAUAGACCACAUUUUGGGAAGCUCUUGUUCAACAGUAGGAUCCUGCUCAAGCGUUGUUAAAGGUGGCGAUGCCUUUGCGUGUCGCACACAAACGAAGAGGCUCGUAUACACCUCCCGAGCCGUGAAUAUUCAUGUUCAAAGACAUGGAGAUAAGUUAGUUCCCAUUAAUGAAAUAUGAUUUAACCACCCAGAAUACUUGGAGGUAAACUUUUAAGACCACUAUUUGCAUAUUCUUAGGUUUUUUCGGUUAAGUCACGUAAGU